AUGUUUUGGAAAGAUAAAUGGAGGGGAGAUGACUUAACCCUCAAAGACAAAUACCCUGUUUUAUAUCAGGUGAGUCAGCAACAGGACCUUACUAUCAGCUUAAUGGGUCAUCAUGUUGACAAUAGAUGGGACUGGCAGAUACAAUGGAGGAGAAAUUUCUUGGAUCAUGAAAUUGAUAUGGUGGCAGCUUUCAUGGACGAGAUUGAUGGGGUUCAGAUUCACCUUUCUAGACUAGAUCAUCUCACUUGGAGGGCUGAUCCUACUGGGUCCAAUUCUACAAAGUCAGCAUACAACCUACUCAUGGAAGAUGGCUGUUCUGAUUAUGAAGACAAUGCCUCCAGGAUUAUGUGGAACCUGAAAAUUCCUCCAAGAGUAGCUGCCUUCUCUUGGAGAAUUUUUAAAAACAGAUUGCCUACUAAGGCAAACCUAAGAAGGAGGCAGGUGUUUCUACCAUCGUACUCAUGUCGUUUAUGCGAUGUAGAGGAGGAAACUGUUGGCCAUGUCAUGUUCUCUUGCACAAGAACUAGGAGUCUUUGGUGGGAGGCUUUGAGAUGGGUUGAUAGAGUGGGCCCUUUCCCCACUGAUCCUAAAGAUCACUUCAUACAAUUCUCAAGCUGGAGUAGCAAAAGAUAUAUAGACAAUAGAUGGGCAGUGCUUUGGAUAGCUUUAUCCAUGACUAUUUGGAAGCAUAGAAAUUCAGUGGUUUUUAAUAACCAGAUUUUCAACUCCGAAAAAGCCAUGGAUGAAGCUUUAUUCCAUACAUGGGCAUGGUUAAAAUGUAUGGACAAAGACUUCCAUAUUCAUUUUAAUCAAUGGUCCACUAGCUUGAGGGAGGAGUUGUCUUAG
Molecule: messenger RNA, 846 nt
Organism: Glycine soja
Lineage: Eukaryota; Viridiplantae; Streptophyta; Magnoliopsida; Fabales; Fabaceae
Exons: 1
Coding region: 1-846 (281 amino acids)
Source: RefSeq, a predicted model, not a curated record